GGUGCCGGCAUACUUCUCCUGAUCGUCUCUGGCCCGGGAGCAGCGCAGUUCUGAGGGUAAUGUCCUUUCUCCAUUCAUUCAAGGGGGAAUUGAGUGGAGAGGCUGCCACUGGGGAAGAAAUGUCAGCGGCGAUGUAUGUUCUCUCCGCUCUGGGAGGUUAUGUGCUCUCCUCGGCUUUGCUCUUCAGGUGCCCGGGAUUGCUGCACAAAAAACAGAAACAGAGCUUCAGGAGCCGGCAUAUCUCACACCGCGGAGGUGCAGGAGAGAAUCUGGAAAACACAAUGGCGGCCUUCAGGCAUGCCGUGCAGUUGGGAACAGAGAUGCUGGAGCUUGAUUGUCACAUUACCAAAGAUGGCCAAGUGGUUGUGUCACAUGAUGACAAUUUGAAAAGAACCACUGGAGUUGAUGUGGACAUAGCUGACCUCACUUUCGCAGUAACUCCCCCGCCUUACCAUUGCAGGCUGCAUGUCUCUUUCAAGAAAGAUAGCUUCUGUGUGGGUGGAGAAGAAAGAAAGAUCCCUCUCCUGCGGGAUGUAUUUGAAGCCUUUCCAAAGAUUCCCAUUAACAUUGACAUCAAGGUCAACAAUGAUGCUCUUAUUGAAAAGGUAUCAGAUUUGGUGAAGGAAUUUAAUCGACAGGACAUCACUGUCUGGGGCAACACCAGUAACAAUAUUGUGAAGAAAUGUUACAAGGUGAAUCCGAAUAUUCCAAUCUUGUUCAGUCUGCAGCGAGUGCUUCUACUUCUAGGGUUGUUUUACACGGGGCUCCUGCCUUUCUUCCCGAUUCGGGAGCAGUUCCUGGAGAUCCCCAUGCCCUCCAUAAUGCUGAAGUUAAAAGAUUCAAAGAAGAUUUCAAGGAUUUACCGGUUUAUGAUUUGGCUCGCUGACACUUUGCUAAUGAGGAAAUCUCUGUUCGAGCAUCUGAAAGCACGAGGAAUUCAGAUUUACAUAUGGGUCUUAAAUGACGAGGAAGACUUCAAGAGAGCCUUUGAACUGGGAGUGACUGGGGUCAUGACAGAUUAUCCAACCCAGUUGAAGAAGUUUCUGGAACACUAUCCCUGCAGAGAUCAGUAGGAAUGGAGAUGAGAAGGGCAUGGGGGGUAGGUGGGUGACAGAGAGGGGAACAAGGCCAAAGAAAACCCUUCGGCUUAUGAUACCAGUUUUGCCCUGUCAAUUCAGUAUUUUUGGAACAGAAGCAAAUGCCACAUUCACUGCAGCAAAAACAAGGAAGUUCCCAAUCAUUCAGGCUUGUUCAUUGUCAGUUAACUAUAAUUUAUGGUUGCAGAAAAUGUUCGCCUUUUGAAGUUAAUAACUUUGAAGUGUGCACGAGGACUGAGUCUGGUUAUUUCGGGACAAGACUCUCCUAUUUGGUCAUGAAUGUGACACUUUUAUCUUUUGUUACUGACUCAUCCAAGUCUGUUUAUAAAGCAACCUGUUGGAUUUCUAUUAAGAUGAUGUAGUUGAAACCAUUGAAUCACAGAAUCUUACAGCACAGAAGGAGACAAUUCAGUCCAAUGUGCCUGUACUGGCUCACUGCAUGAGACAUCCAUUUAGUCCUAAAAACACACAUUCCUUUUUUAAAUAUUAAUCCUGUUCACUUUUGAAAGUUAUGAUUGGUAUCUGCUCCCACCACCCCAUAGCAUUUGAAUAGAGCAUUCUGGAAAUGUUUAAGCUAGUGACCAGUGGAACGUCAAUUUUUGCUGUUAGAGUUUAUGUUCACUGUUGGUCUAAAAGAGGUGUAGGUACAGAGAUUGUGAUAUAUCAACAAAGAAUCCACACUUAGAAGAUGGCAUGGCUGUGUGCUGAAUAUGGUUGAAGUUUUGCAUCCUUCUCUCAUCAGGAUUAGUACAAGAAUGCAAAAUUUUGGUUAGUCACAGCUAUUUAUACCAAAAGCAAUAAAAGGUGUGGAUUUCUUGAAAGUCAAUUCUGGCUGAGGCACUGUCAUGGAGAAGUAAACAUGGGGAAAUAUAGGCUUUACAAAAAAAGGCUUACAUCUUCGGUCCGCCUCCCCCCCUCUCCCUAUUUAUUCCAGUUCCCUCCCCCCAUCCCCCUCUCUGAUGAAGGGUCUAGGCCCGAAACGUCAGCUUUUGUGCUCCUGAGAUGCUGCUUGGCCUGCUGUGUUCAUCCAGCCUCACAUUUUAUUAUCAAGACUUGAACAGAUUGCUUUUGUUUGUGAAGAAUGCAAGAGACCCUUUGUCUGAAUGCUGGCUGCUUCUGAGCCCUUUGCUAAUUGCCCAAGAGCUUGAGGGCCAGUAGUUCCCCACUACUACUUCUAUGGCAAUGCCUCAGCUCAUCGGAGUCAGCCUUUCCAACCAAUCACUAUCCCAUUUCUUCUGUAGCAUAAACAAUUAUGCUUGUUAGAAAUUUGACAUUCGUCCAUUUAUGCUGGAGUGCAAGGCAAAAAAGAACUUCAGCAGAAUGUCCCUGUCAUCAGCCAUAUGAGGUGUUAACUGUGUCUCUCUUCAGACAGCAGAGGCUUGUGACACCAUUAUUUUCCAUUUAUAUUUCCUUAAAAUACAAAAAUCAGUAGGGGGGAAGUGAUUUAUUUGUUUGUGUUGCAGGAUUCGAAGAGGAAGCAGAUGGAGAUUUUCUGCUUUAUACCAUGGUUCAGUUUGUAGCUUGAAAAUCAGGCCUUAACUUCUUUCCAUGUGUUUUUAUGCGCAUUGUGCUUGAUAAGGGUGGGAGAAAUAAAUGUUUCUAUUUUUGAGAAGUUGUUUAAGAACAGCACCACCCACCACACGAACUGGGGAGGGUGAAGAAUAAAAUCUUACUAACUAAACUAGACUUCAGUAAGGAGACAUGCUCCCCAUUGAAUUAAAUCAAAGAGAGGGCCAAGUCCUAAUCACAAGGUAAUAAAUUAUAUUGUUUAUUAUAUCAUUAUUAUUAUUAUUAUAUAAUACUAUAUUUAUAUUAUGAAACUCCUUACUGAUUGAUUUGCAACAACAACUUGCAUUUGCAUAGCACCUUUAAUGUGUAACAUGUCCCAGGGCUUUUCACAGAUGCCUAACAAACAAAUGUGAGUCAGAGUCACAUUAGGAAAUAACAGGACAGUAGAUGAGAACUUGCUGAAAGGAAGGAAUGCUUGAUUUAGGAAUGACUUGGCGGAAAGGAAGAGAGACAGAUGAGUUUAGUGAAGAAAUUCCAGAGUUUACUCCAGUGUCGCUAGAGACAAAUUGGAAGUGCGCAGGAGGCCAGAAUUGGAGGAGCAUAGGGUCAUGCGUAGCAUGAAAUUAAGGUGAUAGGGAGAAGCAAGGGAUGUGAAAGCAAGGACAAGAGUUUGAAAUCAAAACAUUGCUUGUCUGCGUGCCAGGAUAGGUCUGCAAAUGCAGUGCAUGGGGGUUGAGCAGAUUUGUUUGAAUGUACAAUACAUGGUGAUAGAGUGAUACAGCACAGAAACAAACGCUUUAGUCCAACCAGUCUAUGCCAAUCAUAAUCCCAAACUAAACUUGUGCUCCCUGCCUGUGCUUGGCCCAUAUCCCUGCAAAUCUUUCCUAUUCAUGAGUUUAUCUAAAUGUCUUUUAAACAUUGUAACUGUACCUGCAGCUACCACUUUCUUUGUUCAUUCCACAUACAAACCACUCUCUAUGUUUUAAAAAAAAAAGUUGCCCCUCAUAUCCUCUAAAUAUGCCUCCUAGCUUUGAACUCCCCCACCCUAGGUAAGAAAGACCGUUGCUAUUCACCUCGUCCGUGCCUGUCAUGAUGUUAUAAAUCUCAAUAAAGUCAAACUCCUACACUCAAAUGAAAAACAUCCCAGCCUUUCCAUUCUAUUUUUAUAUCUCUCUAACCCUCCAUUCCUGGAAACGUUGUGGUAUAUCUUUUCUGAACCCUCUCUAGUUGAAUAACAUCCUACCUAAAACAGGGCAACCAGAACAGCGCAUAGUAUUCCAGAUGAGGCCUCACCAUUGUCCUGAACAUCCUCAGCAUGACAUCCCAAAUCCAAUACUCCAAGGUCUGAACAAUGUAGGCGAGCUUGCUAAAUACCUUCUUAGCCACCUUGUCAAUACGUGACACAAAUUUUAAAGAAUUCUUUAUUAUCCAAAUUAAAAUCCAUCUUCCACUCCUCAGCCCUUUGACCCAAUUGAUCAAGAACUCUUUGUAAUCAUAGAUAACCUUCUUCACUGUUCUCUAUACCAUCAAUUUUGGUGUAAUCUGCAAAUCUACUAACCAUGCCUCCAGUGUUCUCACCUAAGUUAUUUACGUAAAUGACAAACCUAACUCUGUCAGAAUGCUUUUUGACUGAUAUCCUGCCUCUUGCUGUUGUCGGAUGUGGACUCUCACUGGGAUAGAGAAGUCUACUGGGACAGGGUACCCAGCAGUUAACUUUACCCAAGUGAUGGCCUUCAGCUAUUUGGACAUUGGUCAUUGUAUUGAAGCCCAGUUCACUCUGUUUAUCUCUCCACAGAUGUUCUCAGACCUGCUGAGUUUCUCCAGAAGUUUCUGUUUUGGCUUCAGAUUUCCAGCAUCCAUAAUUCUUUGUUUCAUCUUAAGAACUAACUGGCUUUUUCAGCCAUUUCGGAAGGCAGUUAAGAGUCAUGCACAUUGUUAUGGGUCUGGAGUCACACGUAGGCCAGGCAGCUUGCUGUAAGAACCAGCCAGGCAGCUUGCUGUAAGAACCAUCAAUUACUGUUGUGGUCACUGCUCAAUUUGCCUUCCAUUCCAGAUUCAUGAAUUGUAUUAAAGUUCCAUCAGCUGCCCUGAUGGGAUUUGAACUCCUGUUUCCUCAGCAUCAGCCUGGGGCCUCCUGUGACAGUAGCAUUCUGCCUGCCUCUCAAAACUCAAUUGAGCUGGUGAGAAUGCACUUAACCCACCUCAUAGAGAUGGGAAGGACCAACCGCGCCACACACCCCCCCCCCCCCCCCCCCCACUGUCAUUGCAAUCACCUCUGCCAAGAACCCAGAGACAAGGCGCCGUGUAUCUGACUUCGGAUGGUGAUGAUAGACUGUACUUCCCUGAUGCAUUAGGACUGAUGUGUAAACAGCAAACUCUGCUUCAGGGACAAGAACUGAAACCUCUUCAACUUAAGUGCAAUGUUGGGAUGAAUAUUUUUCCUUUUGUUUCAAUGUUUUAUUUUAGCUUUUUUAAAUGAUUGUGUUAACAUUUGCUGGUUGUCAAAUGUUUGGGUUUUAUUUUCACUUUUUAUUUUGUUAAACAUCCUAAUUGCUGCUGAAAUGGAUUAAUGGAUAAAAUGGGGUUUUCCCUUCUGUAAUAAUUCAACUUAGAUGUAUUCUGUGUUGGUCUUAACGCUGUGCGUAAGUUAACAAUCAUUGAUGUGAUUAAGAUGUUGUGAUUUAUUAGUGUUAAAUUUUUUAUUAAUCUUAAUACACUUACUGCCUGUUU
Messenger RNA from Stegostoma tigrinum, 5336 nucleotides. RefSeq names its product glycerophosphodiester phosphodiesterase domain containing 1 (gene gdpd1). The record is from RefSeq and is a predicted model, not a curated record. Gene Ontology annotation, molecular function: phosphoric diester hydrolase activity; phosphatidylcholine lysophospholipase A1 activity. Gene Ontology annotation, cellular component: endoplasmic reticulum membrane. Bases 60 to 1073 code for a protein of 337 amino acids. Lineage: Eukaryota; Metazoa; Chordata; Chondrichthyes; Orectolobiformes; Stegostomatidae. The transcript has 11 exons. Gene Ontology annotation, biological process: glycerophospholipid catabolic process; N-acylethanolamine metabolic process.